UAAUAAACGUGCUGAUUCAUUUGUUGGGAGCUGUGAAAUAGAAUUUUCGAGAACGGGAGUUAUAUACGAUAAUUUGCUGCCAAAAGAUUCCCAGGAGUGAAGAUGUUAACCCCAAGUGCAUAAUGAGAUGAUGGAAGUGUCAUUUGUUCAAAUCUGGAUAGCAUUUACAAUGAAUUUGUAACACGGUUCCUCACCACAAUGGCAGGAUAUGCUUGUGACUAUUUUUAGCACUGGUUGAAAGAAGCAACAGAUAAAGACAAAAACAAAGACAAAUCUCAAACAAUUUCAAGGAACAUUUGACAUCAUUUCCAUAUACUUUUGGAUACAGUCAAACAGCAGUGACAGGACACAGCCAUUAUGAUCAAGCAGUACUUCACGGAUGGACUGAUUCAAAUAGCGAUAAUACUCAGCCUUUUGAGAACAGAUCUCAAUAACUGGCAUCUCCAUAACAACUACAUAAACUACCCAGAAGUGCAAGACAUUAUUCUUGGACAAUCAUUUGCCUACACAACAACAAACUUUCAUAACCAGUACAACAAUCAGAACAGUCCAGGUGGAAGUGUACACCCGAAAAAUGUAGACAAUGACUUUUUCUCUUCAAUUUUUAGAGAUUUAAGAAGUUUAUCACGAUUUCGACGAUUUGAUGGAAUUGCUACUGAAGUUAAUGCAUUUCUAGUUAGUGAAACCACAUUUGGACUUCCUGCCACCGCAGCCAGUGGUCCUCAGACACAUUCCAGUGAAGAUUCCAAUAACAAUAACCAUGCUCAUCCUGCCAUACCAAACGCAGAGACAUCUGCAUCAUUGGUCCAAGAAAACGUUGACAAUCAAGCCUCUACAUCAGAAGGUGUAUGUUCUGUGAAUGAUGAUGAUAGUGCAGGUGCAGUUGGGGUUCCACCACCAUCUGAACCAGGAAGUGAACCUACAGAUGAGGACUUGGAUCUAAUAGAGGUAUUAUGGCGACAAGACAUAGAUCUGGGCGUUGGCAAGGAGGUUUUUGACAUCAAUCUCCGACGAGAACUUGAGCGGGAUAGAGAGCUAGAAUUGCAGAAAAAGAGAGAAAAGCAAAAGGAGCUUGAGCUAAUCAGACUAAAGGCAGAGGAAGAGAAGCGACAACAGCAGCAACAAUGGCUCAACCAGAAUUACAUGCAGGAUGGAGAAACUGGCGAAUGGGUUCCCCUGAAUGGCUCGGUGUCUCUUCAGUCCUCACCUCCACAGAUGCCUCCGGAUGUCCUCACCAACUCCGAGCUGCUAAGCAGUGCCUUAUCCUUGGAAGAGGCACUGGACAUCUUGCAUGCCGAGACUGGUACAUUUGUUGACCCAAGCUACACUGUACCUGACAACAAUACACAGCUGCCCAUGCCACCCCAGUCCCACAUCAGCCCCACUGUACCAGCUGUGGAGAACUUCCUGCUGCAAACAGACAACUAUACCAACCAAACUGUGCAGCAGCCUCCACAACACCUCUCACCAAAUCUUAAUCGACAGGAGAGUAUGGACCAGCACUGGGAUGACAUUGUCAGCCUGCUGGAUCUGGCUGGAGUGAACAGUUCCCAGCUGAAUAUGACCAGCGUGAACCCCACACAGCUGAAUAUGAGCCAUUUGAAUACUGCCAGUACAGGGCCACAGAUGAAUGUCACAAACAUCAACACUCCAUCAAUUAAUAUCACUACACUGAACAGCAUGGCGAUGAACAUGAGCAACGAGGUGAACACAACAAAUGAUAUGCCUUCUCCGUCGGUACAGAGCCCCUGCAUCAACAACAAUGUGCUGCUGCAGAACGCCACUAUGCCAGCUCCAGUAGCCAAUGUCACAAUGCCUGUUCCAGUUACCAACACAACACAAGGCAUGUCGCCCAUCAACAACACAGGAUUCCUUCCCCCGAGCCAGGAGUUCAACUCCUCUGUGCCCAAUACAGACACCAUUGGGGGCCUGGACUGGGAAGCCAGUGAAAUGCUCUUUUCUAACGUCACUGGAACAGUCAACCAGACUGAGGGUCUUGAAGACAUUGAUGGCAUCCUGCCUGACUUUCUACCAGAAGAUGAGCUUGAUCUGGCCAUCAAUGAAGGACUACAGACCAUGCAGAUGUUGGAUGAAGCUAGUAGUGAUUCUGCUGUGUCUAUGGGCAGUGCUUCUCCAAUGCAGGAAUUGAGUGAGUCUAACGCCAUGUCUCCAUUUGAUGGUCUUGAGGGUGCAACUGGCGGCAGCGACUACGGCAGCCCCACCUACUCCAAGACUUCCAAGUAUGACCCUGAGGAAUACCACUACAGCUACUCCUGCAGCUUCAGUCACAGCGACUCCUCGCAGACAAACUAUUCCACAUCCUCCAACGACACUGACGUCAACAAGCCUCUUGGUGGCAACAACCACAUCAAUCACAAUCAUACAUAUCCUCUCAAGCCCGGUGCAUCUCCCAAGGAAAUAAAAACAGGCACAAAGACAGACAAGCCAAAGACAAAGGGUCCUCAUGCUCGCGAUCAAAAGCGUGCCUUUGAGCUGAAUGUCCCCUUCACGGUUGAGCAAAUCAUUGAGUCUCCAGUGGAGGAAUUCAACGAGAUGAUCACAAAAUACAAACUCACUGAGCCACAAAUACAACUCAUCCGAGAUAUCAGGAGAAGAGGAAAAAAUAAAGUUGCAGCUCAGAAUUGCCGGAAAAGAAAAUUAGAUGUUGUGGUAACCCUGGAGGAUGAGAUGGACAACCUGAAGGAGAUGAAGGAGAAGCUGGUGAGGGAACGGCAACAGAUCGACAAGCAGACCCGCGAGAUGAAGGAGAAGUUCAGCCACAUGUACCAAGAGAUCUUUCAUUCACUGCGGGAUGAGCAUGGCCGCCCAUAUGAUCCAAACGAGUACUCUCUCCAGCAGUCCAGUGAUGGCAAUGUCUUUCUUGUCCCCAGGAACUACAGCACUGAAGACCAACUUGCCAAUGGAAACAAGAAAAGGAAAAAUAUCAAGAAGGAUGAUUGAAGAAACCGGAUUAUAUCAACAUCUAUAAUAUUACGUGGACAGUGCUAGUAUGAAAUGUAACCCCUUGAGGUCUACUGUUGAGUUGAAUUUUGGAUUCCCAUUUGUUUUUCGGGUUUUUAAAAUUCAGGGAUUGACUUGAAAGAACAUGGAAAUACUGAACUUUAGGACUGGGUCUUUACUAAGCCAGUGUUUACUUGUUACGAAUUCCCUGUUAUGAAAAAAGCCAGUCAUGGUAGGUGUGUUAAUGGAUCUUUUAAUGGUAACUGUGGUUGUGAUAGCUGUAUUUAAGGUUCCUUCCUGUUGCUGUUUAAUUUUCGAUGGUAUUUUGAUCGAGACCCAAGGGGUUUACUGAUGUAAGUGUUAAUACCACGACUCACAGUGACCAUCUGGUAUGAGAUUCCUUGUACAUCUGACAACUCUUGGAAGGAAAUUGUGUAGACGCACACAAAAACAAUCAUGCAAAAUGUUAAACCUAAACAGAACUUUCAUGUUAUUUCUUUUGAAAUAGGCAUGAUUUCGAAAUCCCUUCCUGAUAAUACUAACAGAUGAACCUAACAGAGUGAAAUUUGUUGGUACUCAGCUCAUAUAUUUUUGGAACAGUUCUAAGCUGAGAGUAGCGUUGACUUUGUGUAUUGACUUGCAUAUAUUGUAUGGGCUUGGAGUUCUGGUGAAGGGUAAUUCACAUCAACCACACUCUAUCAUAGCAUCAUAGCAUGACCACCAUAGGUUACCAUUUGUAGCAGCUUACAUAGGAGCACAUGUGACAAAUGCUUGCCUUGGAAUUAUCCCAAACCAUUUGCAUUAUAAUUCAUUACAUGUGGUCUGUACUCACCCAAGUAUCUUCUAUCUGGCUUUACUGUUAGUGACAACAGAAACACAAGAUCGUGGUCCAGUCAGGAGCUGUCCCAGGGUGGGCUGUCCUGUUCCUUAUCUCGCAAACUGCUUCCAAGAUUUGAGCUAGACGAGCACUUGAAAGAGGUAGCAGUAGGGUAGUAAAGUCUAGGCAUCGUUAUUAAGUUACCAGUGUGAUAUUAAGCAGUUGUCUCUUUGUUGUGUAACCAAAUUUUAGAUGGACCACACCCAAAACUUGAAUUAUCUGGUUCCUAAUCGCUGGAACAGUUGGUAUAUCUGUGACUAUCUGUUUCCUCCUUGAAAAGUGCUGCUCUGCUUGUAGGUGACAUUUCUAGAGGUUGACCUUUCGUAGAGAUUUCGCAUGGCUUCAGGUGGUCUAGAUUUGCUUCCUGGUGGGAGAGUUUGCCUGGUUCCAGUUUCAUUCUUCACAGCACAACAAUGUAAGAGACCAAUGAUGGAGAUGCUAGAAUAUAACAGGACUAUUUUCAUCAUUCGUUGAUGCAUGUGUGUGUAGGACAGUAGACUCAUUUGGCAAAUCCGAGUACACAUUGUAAAGUACCCUGAUAAAUGUGAUGUUCAGUUCUGCUUCCAAAACUGUUAAAAUCAAAACCCACCUGUUUUGUAGUAUACCAUUUAAUCUGAGACAGUAUAUAUACAUGUGUGUGAUAUUGUCUUUAUUAAGCCUCAUACAUUGUUUGUUACAAUCAUUAGUAAACAAUAAUCUUAAGGAAAUGCAUUUGUUAUGCACACUUGAUAAGUUGCAACAUGUUACUAAUAUUUUGGAUCAAUUAUUGAACUCCAUUAUCUGAUUAUUUUUUGUAAUAUAUUCAACAUAUUUGUUAUCCUGAGUGAAAGAAGCGUUCAUGCUGUUGUUGAUUGUACAUAUUCACAUGUCAUCUGUAUAUAACUUGAUUAACAUGUUAUCGUUGUGAGAGGAGUUACGCCGGUUCACAUUGUCCUCAUUGACCUUGUUGCUUCUGGAACAUAUUGAAGGUUCAUUGAUUUGCUUGAGGCCUUGAGGUGAAGGAAAACAUAAUUUAUAUUUUUGGAAAAGUCACUAAAAUAUGUCUUCAGUUCAACAUUCGAAAAUGGUGUGAUUUUGAUCUCCAUCUUUCCCAGUCCUUAUAGUGCUUGUGUAUCGUAUUGUGCUAUUUCAUCUUGAAUGUCAAACAGCGGUUUUACUGAUGUUUAUCUUGUGUUCAACAUUAUUUGUUAUAUUGUGCGUGGAAAUGCCUUUGCCGGAAUGAAGAGACACAAUCAGUUUUGUUUCUUAAAAAAUGUUCAACAUGUUAAACACAAGAUUUACGACAUAGUUGGUCGUUAGCAUAAAUCAAGAUAUGAUAACUUUUCUUGUAAUUAUCAUUACUUAUAUGUUAUGGUAUUUUGAGGCAAUGUUUUGGAAGAAAGGCUGGUGUUUUGUUACUAUGGUUACCAUGCUGAGUUGGUUCUCAACCUGUUGAUUGAGAGAAUGUCAGACUGAGCUUGAAUGUAGUAUUUUACCUUCUUCAAAAGAAAUAAAGGUGAAGAUUUUUUUAUAUA
Messenger RNA from Haliotis rubra (blacklip abalone), 5352 nucleotides. Its product is annotated as endoplasmic reticulum membrane sensor NFE2L1-like. Gene Ontology annotation, molecular function: DNA-binding transcription factor activity, RNA polymerase II-specific; RNA polymerase II cis-regulatory region sequence-specific DNA binding. Bases 358 to 2961 code for a protein of 867 amino acids. Gene Ontology annotation, biological process: regulation of transcription by RNA polymerase II. Lineage: Eukaryota; Metazoa; Mollusca; Gastropoda; Lepetellida; Haliotidae. Gene Ontology annotation, cellular component: nucleus. The record is from RefSeq and is a predicted model, not a curated record. The transcript has 9 exons.